GUGCUGCCGUGGUUGCAACUUCCAACAUGAGCAAUCCUCAGCCUCCUAUAGAUGGUGGAGUUUCAGAAGUGGAAAUAAUUUCGCAGCAAGUAGAAGAAGAAACCAAAAGCAUAGCGCCUGUACAGCUUGUUAAUUUUGCUUACCGGGAUUUGCCGCUCGCUGCCGUAGAUCUGUCCAUAGCAGGUUCUCAGCUCUUGUCAAAUUUGGACGAGGAGUACCAAAGAGAAGGAUCUAACUGGCUUAAACCUUGCUGCGGGAGACGAGCAGCUGUCUGGCAGGUAUUUUUGCUCAGUGCGAGUCUCAACAGUUUCCUGGUAGCCUGUGUAGUAUUGGUGGUGAUUCUGCUGACUCUGGAACUCCUAAUAGAUAUAAAGCUCCUCCAGUUUUCAAGCGCAUCUCAGUUUGCUGGAGUUAUUCACUGGAUCAGUCUAGUCAUCCUCUCUGUAUUCUUUUCAGAGACUAUUUUGAGAAUUGUGGUUCUCGGUAUAUGGGACUACAUUGAAAACAAAAUAGAGGUAUUUGAUGGUGCUGUGAUCAUCUUAUCCUUGGCUCCGAUGGUGGCUUCUACUGUGGCUAAUGGCCCAAACAGCCCAUGGGACGCCAUCAGCCUCAUCAUCACCCUGAGAAUCUGGAGAGUCAAGAGAAUCAUUGACGCUUACGUACUGCCAGUAAAAGUGGAGAUGGAAAUGGUGAUUCAACAAUACGAGAAGGCGAAAGUCAUCCAAGACGAACAGCUGGAAAGACUAACUCAGAUCUGCCAAGAACAAGGG
Messenger RNA from Gekko japonicus, 770 nucleotides. It is a transcript of the gene TMEM266, whose product is annotated as transmembrane protein 266. The annotation marks the transcript as partial. Lineage: Eukaryota; Metazoa; Chordata; Lepidosauria; Squamata; Gekkonidae. The record is from RefSeq and is a predicted model, not a curated record. Gene Ontology annotation, molecular function: monoatomic ion channel activity; voltage-gated channel activity. Gene Ontology annotation, biological process: transmembrane transport; monoatomic ion transport. Gene Ontology annotation, cellular component: plasma membrane. The transcript has 7 exons.